CUCUACAGCCGUUAACCUCAUCUCAUCCGCCAAAACGUUGAGCACGCCAUGUUUGUCGAACUUGCAUUAACCUCGUCCUCUGAUGUAGGCGAUGGUACCACAUACCUCUGGAACCUGCACACUGGAUCGAUGCUGGGCUCGUUCAAGCAGAAUAUCACUCCUCUCCAGUCCAUGGCCCUAGUGAACAAUCCACGGAACCUGGGUAGCAUCUUUUUGAGCGCGCAGGCCGAGAAGGGCAUGAUGCACGUUUACAACUUUCAGAAGGACCAAGUGUAUAUGAAGUUUCCAUUGCCAGACAAGAUUGUAUGCCUGACAGUGUCUAGCCGCGGAACGUACUGUGCAGGAGGAACUGAAAGUGGUCGUAUCCACAUCUGGGAGAUUGCAACAGGAAUUCUUCACAGGACAUUCGAUGCACACUACAAGAAGGUCACUGUCCUCCGGUUCUCGUCCGAUGACACUGUCAUGUUCUCAGGAAGUGAGGAUGCCGUCGUUCAUGUCUGGAUGCUCAACUCACUUCUCGACGACUCAUUCACGGAUUCACCCGCACCACACUACUCCUGGACAGAUCACACUCUCUCCAUCACAGAUAUUCAAUGCGGGAUCGGUCGGUUCCAUGGCGCCCGUGUCCUGACCUCGUCGCUGGAUCAUACGUGCAAACUCUGGGAUCUCUCAACAGGCCUCCUGUUGACGACGUUCUUGUUUCCGACAAAGAUUCUUGCAUUAGCACUGGACCCAUCAGAGCGGUUUUUUUUUGCAGCAUCCGGUACACCUGCGGCUACGGCGUCUGCAGCAAACGAGGCGGACUAUUUAAUUUAUCAGGCGUUGUUGUAUAAGGCUAAGCAUACGCAGCAGGGAUAUACGACGGUUGAGGCCGUGGAUGGUGAUUCGGGCUUGGAGCAGAUUGGAUUGGGAGGCGCGCAGAGGAAUGGCGCUAGGGGCGGGGAUUUGGUGAUGAGGGGUCAUCAUCACCCAAUUUUAAGGUUGGCGUUGAACUUUGACGGGUCGGCAUUGGUCAGUGGAGACUCGAAGGGACACCUCAUGGUCUGGGAUGUUGCGAGUCGGCAAAUGAUCCGGGACAUUAAGCAACACAAGGGUGCCAUUUCGUCAAUUCACACACUUAUCCAGCCCGCGGAUCUGUACUCCAACACCACGCUUUCUGAGAAGCCCAAAGUCUCCCCCAUUACGCCCUUCAAGCGGAUCCCACAGUCCCGGAUGGGCGAGGGAGGACCAGAAGUGAACGGCAACAACUCGAUUGCGGAUGAUCCUCAAAUUAUGAUCUCGACUUCGACCUCAAGUGUAGGACAAGCAGCAGCCCUUGCACAAUCACAAGAGUUUCGGAUUCUGGAAAGUGCACGUUGUGCAUUAGUAGGGUCACGGUCCGGAGGGCUGAGCACUGCUGCCUCAGGAACGAAAUCGUCAGCACAAGACUAUGAGGAACUGCAGAAGCGAUACCAAGAAUUGGAGGCGAAGAUGGCAGCGAUGAUGAGCGCAGGUGCAGCGGCGGCAGUGGCUCAACAGCCCGUGGUCUCGUCCUCAGAUAUCAGCGCGGCGUUGAGUGGGUUGAGGAGUUCAGGGACCAAGAGGCGAAAGGCCUAGGGACAUCCAAUUGCCAGAAAUAAAACAGCACAGCCAAU
This is a messenger RNA of Gamsiella multidivaricata, 1634 nucleotides long. RefSeq names its product WD40-repeat-containing domain protein. Lineage: Eukaryota; Fungi; Mortierellomycota; Mortierellomycetes; Mortierellales; Mortierellaceae. The transcript is spliced from 4 exons. The record is from RefSeq and is a predicted model, not a curated record. Gene Ontology annotation, cellular component: nuclear pre-replicative complex. The coding region runs from base 49 to 1596 and encodes 515 amino acids. Gene Ontology annotation, biological process: DNA-templated DNA replication; rRNA processing. Gene Ontology annotation, molecular function: protein binding.